Messenger RNA from Salvia splendens (bonfire salvia), 3349 nucleotides. RefSeq names its product rop guanine nucleotide exchange factor 9. The coding region runs from base 1744 to 2949 and encodes 401 amino acids. The transcript is spliced from 6 exons. NCBI's taxonomy places the organism in Eukaryota, Viridiplantae, Streptophyta, Magnoliopsida, Lamiales, Lamiaceae. The record is from RefSeq and is a predicted model, not a curated record. Gene Ontology annotation, molecular function: guanyl-nucleotide exchange factor activity.
UUGGAUAAUUAAGCUAAUUAAUCAAUUAAUUAAGGGAAGGAGUAGGUUCUAAUCAGCAAUCACCUUUUUGUUGAAAGUUUUAAAAUUGUUGAGAAAAGGCUGAAUAUAAUUGUUAAUAUUAAAAGGUUACCAUUAUCAAUAAUCCACUCCUAUUGGAACAAAUCAUAUAGUUAAUGAUUUAACUAAUAUUUACUUGAUUUACCUUUCAUUACUUGGUAAAAAUUUAAAGAUGGCAGUGUUUUCAAUAUUCUUGUUACUACUCUCACGGUUUAAAUCUUUAAUUGAGUAUUCUCUAAUACUACUACAUUUUAAAUUAAAAACACUAAAUUGAUAUAUAUCCUAAACAAAAUUGUCCAAUGCAUGCACUUAUGCUAGAUUUGAGGCUCCUCCAAGAACAUAAAUAUUAGAUUUUUUUUAGUUUAGUUGAAGACACUACAACAAGAAGAUAAACAAAUGGAUAAUUAUUAUUAAUUGAUUUGAAGUAAGACUAUUAUCUAAUUUUAAAUAUAUAGCGUUUUUAAUAUCCGAUCGUGGGUUGGUGGCGAGAGGCGAAAUUUAAAAGUAAUUAAGUUUCAACAAUAGUAUUAAAGUUCAAAAGAUAUUUUUAUCUAUAUUAUCAUUUCAUAAAAUUUAAAAGAUAACAAUAAAACUUUUGUAUUUUGGUACUGCUAUAUAUUAAGCAUAUUAAUUAAUAAUCCAAGAAAAGUAAUUAAAAAAAGUGUUGAAUGCAUAACCAGAUGACCUCACGUUAAAACAAGAAUAGUACUCAUUUUAUUUUAUGAUUAUAAAACUAAGACGUCAUUUAACAACAUACUCAUUGUUUUGUAAUUAUCAUCAAUUCAGAAUAUUUAGCUAAAUGACCAAUAAUUUAGUACUCCUCCUAUAUAAACAAUAAUUUUCCUUCCCUAGUUUGUCCUUAUUCAUGCACCAAAUACAACAAUUUUUUAGCAUGUGUGUGUGUGUGUGUGUUUGUUUUGGCACAUUGGUGAAACACACACAAAAAGAAACAAGAAUUACAUACCAAAAGAUAGAAAAGCAGCAUUGCAUCCGUAACGUCCAAUCCUCCAUAUCAAAACAACAAAAAUUCACAAAACAAAACCUAUUCCUCAUAGAAAUCUUUAUGCAUGCAAGGUGUUGAUUCCAAAUGCGCCUUAAAUUGGGGGUAGAGAUAGACAAUAAUGGUUAAAGAAAUGGAGGAAGCUGCAGAAGAUCAAGCAGAGGCUUCGAGAUCGUCGAAGCUAUGGCGGUUCAGGGGCAUGCUCGUGAGCAGCGCCAGCAAGUUCCGACGAAACCUCAACGACAACAACAAUAACAUAAACAAUGGAUCCGAUGAGGCUGCCCCCGCCCCAACCUUGCCCCAAGAUCCUCCUCCCCCUCUUGUCCAGCCCAGGCCAGGUUGCCUUCUCAGCAGGACCGAGAACGUCAAGGCCCGUGGCAGUAAAAUCGCCCCCUCCCUUGACCCCUCCCCCGCCCCUGCCAAAGAGGUACCCCCUCCUGUCAGGAAGAUACCUACAGGCAAGAACUCUGUCUCAUCAAGUUUGAAAACAGAAUACUUAUUAAAUCAUGAAAUUUCCAAUUUUUUUGGUAAUGAUCAAAACAACAUUGUUUUAUUGCCGUUCUGAGCAUAGCUGAAAGACAUCAUUUUAUGUUAUGUGAUUUAAUAUACAUGUCGUUAUCAAAUCUUACGAGACAUACCAGAAUUUGACCGACUUUGAAUCGUCACUGCCUUUCAAUUUCUUAGCAAUGAUGGCUUUGUGUUAUGUUAUAGAUAUGGAUAUGAUGAAGGAGAAGUUUGCAAAGUUGCUACUAGGCGAGGACAUGUCAGGUAGAGGGAACGGAGUAUCAUCGGCUUUGGCAUUGUCGAAUGCAAUCACAAACUUAGCAGCUUCUGCGUAUGGAGAAAUGAAGAAAUUGGAGCCGAUGGCGCCCGACACCAAAGUAAAGUGGAAGAAAGAGAUAGAUUGGCUUCUCUCUGUAACUGAUUCCAUAGUCGAGUUCGUUGCGGUCACACAAAACAACAAGGAUGGAACCACCUUUGAGGUCAUGGCGACGAAGCCGAGAAGCGACCUGCACGUGAACAUUCCUGCCCUGCGCAAGCUUGACACGAUGCUUCUUGACUGUCUGGACAACUUCAAGGAGCCACACGAGUUUUACUACGGAUCAAAGGACGGUGACAAAGGCGAAAAGACCCAGAGAAGCGACGACAAAUGGUGGAUUCCUGUGCCUAGGGUGCCCCCGAAUGGGCUGUCCGAGACCAACAGAAAAUGGCUGCAGCAUCAGAAGGACUCAGUGAACCAAGUGCUGAAAGCAGCCAUGGCUAUCAAUGGUCAGGUCCUCAAUGAAAUGGAGAUCCCAGAUGCCUACAUCGAUGCUCUCCCUAAGAAUGGGAGAGUAAGUCUUGGAGAUGCGAUAUACAAGACGAUCACAGAGGACUUCUUUGAUCCGGACUGCUUGCUGUCUUCGUUGGACUUGUCAUCGGAGCAUAAGAUAGUCGAACUCAAGAACAAGAUCGAGGCAUCUAUCGUGAUCUGGAAGAGGAAGAUGAAUUCCAAAGACAACAAAGCUCCGUGGGGUUCGGUCGUGAGCACAGAGAAGAGGGAGAUUCUAGAAGAUAGAGCAGAAACAGUGUUGCUGAUCCUCAAGCAUCGGUUCCCCGGUAUCCCUCAGUCUGAUCUAGAUAUCAGCAAAAUCGAAACCAACAAGGAUGUGGGGCACGCAGUUCUUGAGAGCUACUCGAGGAUCUUGGAGACGUUAGCAUACACCGUCUUGUCUAGAAUAGAGGACGUGAUGAGCGCUGACGCUCAAGCAAGGGGCUCUGCGACUGCAGAGAAGACGAAGUCCAUAAAGGUAUCUGACAAAGUUGCAGUCGCUAUGGAGGAAACGGAGAGCGAGACGCAGCAGCGGGAGACAGAAGGGAAGACAGCUAACGACAAGAAUGCAGAUGCAUAGACCUUCACCAAACAAGAAAACCUCACCCCGAGCAAGAAGUUGUCCUACAUAGAGAGGCUAGAGGUCCUAGGGGGCACGAGAAGCCCAACAGCACGCCACUAACAUGAUAUGCAGCUAUAGUUCACAUAACUCAACAGGUGAUGGAUGGACGGAUGGAUGAAUGUAUGUACAGAAAUGACAAAAAUCAUAGAGUUUAACAAGAUCAAAAAGCUCUACUUUGCUAACAAAAAGCAAUGGUAGAUUAAUUGGAUUUUAUGUACAUUUAGAUUAGAUGUCUAAGGAGUCAAAUUAACGACUCAUGUUUAUGAACUGCACGGCCGUAGCUGGCUGCAGUCCGAGUGUUCUAAUAGUCUGCAGAGGGAAAAAUUAGUUAUGUGAUUGAACAAUGUAACCAGAAGCC